UAAUUCCAAAUAGGAUUUCUUUAUUCGUUUCCAUCCCACCAAAUUCAACACCAGACAGCAGUAGCAGCUGACCUGUCGUCUUCAUUUCAACCCACUCAAGACAGGACACCUAAACUUAACUCUCUAUCUCUACGUGUUCAUUUCACACAGGAGGACAAGAAUAAAAUGAAGACUAGUGGUUAAAAUGGAGUGGAAUGGAAACAAGUAACAGUGACAUUUGCCCUGCCUCUGCCUCUCUUUCACUGCCCCCAACCACUCCCACCACCCCCACCCUUCUCUCUAUUCAAUAACCACACUCAACUCAACAAGAAUUUGUGACAUGAAUUCAUGUAUGCCCGGAAUCAGAUUUCAAUCAAAUUAAUUAAGAUCAGAUGAAGACGACUAACCUCGCCAAUGGCUAUGGCAAUGGCAAUGGCGCCACUAAGCUCAUCCUUCUCCAUCCAUAUGUUCACAAACAGGGCACCUCCAAUCGCCUAUGGCUUCUUCUGCUCCUCCUCUGCUUCCUUACUCUCGCCUUCCUCGGAACCCUAUUUCACACGCGCGACUCCAUCUCCACCAUUUCCACCCUCCCCGCCGUUGUCGCCGCCGCCUCCGCCUCCGCCAGGCCGACUAUAAUGUCUGAGGCGGUGUCUAUGGCACUCAUCCACUACGCCUCCAAUUCCAACAACACCGAUAAAAUGACGCACACAGAUAUCAAGCAGAUCGCCGACGCGCUCCGGCAAUGCUCGCCGCCCUGCAAUUUCCUGGUCUUCGGACUCACGCACGAAACCCUACUGUGGCGAGCACUCAACCACAACGGCCGGACAGUGUUCAUCGACGAGAAUCGGUACUACGCGGCCUACGUUGAGGAGAAGUAUCCGGAGAUCGAAGCGUACGACGUCCAGUACGCCACGAGGCUGAGCGAGAUGCCGGAGCUCAUCGCGGCGGCUAAGGAGCAGGCGAAGAACGAGUGCCGCCCCGUGCAGAACCUGUUGUUCUCCGAGUGCAAAUUAGGGCUCAACGAUCUGCCGAACCAGCUGUACGAAGUGGAUUGGGAUGUGAUCCUCGUCGACGGUCCGCGAGGCUACUGGCCGGAGGCGCCGGGGAGGAUGGCGGCGAUAUUCACGGCGGCGGUGCUGGCGCGGAGCAAAAAGGGGGGAACGCCGAGGACGCACGUGUUCGUGCACGAUUUCAAUAUGAAGGUGGAUCGAAUAACGAGCUUCGAAUUUUUGUGCAGGGAGAAUCUGGUGAAAUGGAAGGAACAGAUGGCGCAUUUUGUGGUGGAGCGAAUGGACAGCGCCGCCUCCCACUUCUGCCGGAGCAGCCGUCCCCCGCCGCCGUCUGCGGCGGUGUGAUUCGUUUGUGGAAUUCCGUUGUUGUAUUAGUGGCAGACGGUUAUUUAAUUAAUUAUUUUUUAUUUUUUAUUUUUUUGUUUGAGUUUAUUUUAUUUUACCUAAUAAUUUGAUUUCAAUUUUUGUUUAUUUUGCAUUUUUAUUUACCUCUGUAGUCCUUCCUGUGUUGUAUCCUUUCGAUUUAAGUCUUAUUUUAAAUCAACACUCUUGGCACAAUUCAAUUCAAUGUACCUAUUAUGAGAUUCCCACCCAUU
This is a messenger RNA of Andrographis paniculata, 1585 nucleotides long. Its product is annotated as protein IRX15-LIKE-like. NCBI's taxonomy places the organism in Eukaryota, Viridiplantae, Streptophyta, Magnoliopsida, Lamiales, Acanthaceae. The transcript has a single exon. Gene Ontology annotation, biological process: xylan biosynthetic process. The record is from RefSeq and is a predicted model, not a curated record. Bases 372 to 1334 code for a protein of 320 amino acids.